UGUUACAAGUAUGUCUGACAGCGGUCACUUCGAAAAAAUUAUCAUGUUUUUAUUUUAAUAUUUAACCACUUGGUUGUAUUCUGAAGUUCUAUUAUUACUUUAUCAAGAUUUCUGAAUUGUUUUGGACAGUAUCCCAUCAGUGAAAUAAGGUAAUAGUGAUAUGUGGACCUGUAAAUCACAACAUUAACCAACAAAUGAUUUGUCAAUGAAACGGUAACAAGUUUAGACGCGAAUUUUGACAGUCUGUAAACAAGGUUAAAAAUCAACUCCAGAGGACUGCCUCCUUGCUGCCAUGAUGGAGUCCCCAACAGAUAUAAAAGUUACAUCCUCUUGUUUAUUUAGAGGAUCAGAAUAUAUUGUAACAAUGGAAGUAAAAGAUGGAGAAGAAUUAUUUAUAGAAGUAGAAGAUAGACUUACAUCUGAUCAGUGGAAGGCUUCUUUUGAUGCAACUUAUGUACAAGAUUUAACACAUAAAACUGGUAAUUUUAAACAGUUCCAUAUAUUUACAAGUAUGUUGGAAUCAGCAUUAAAUAAAAAUAGUGAUACAGUCUCGUUAGAUUUAUUAACCUUUGCUGACCUGGAAUCUUUACGAGCUAGAAAAUCUGGAACUACAUCCCAAUCAAUACCUGGAUCACGACACUCAACAUUAAACUCUAAGCGUUAUCUUAUACUCACAUAUACAGUAGAAUUUGACAGAAUCCAUUAUCCUCUACCUCUACCUUAUGUUGGUAAACCAGAUCCUAGGACAUUGCAAGAAUCUCUCCGCCAUUUACAGACUGAAAAUAGACGUCUUAAAGAUACAAGACCAUCUGAUUACAGAUCAAAAGAUUAUGAUAAACUUCAAAGAGAUUAUAAUAAAUUAUUAAAAGAAAAAGAAAACAUAGAAGAAGAAUUGUUUGAAAUGAAAAGACAGAUGAAAGUAACGUCGAAUGGUAGUACAGCUAAAGAUGUCAGAAUGUUAAAAGGUAUUGUCCGUAAUCUGGAGGAAGAACUUAUGAAGGAAAAAAAUAAAUAUCAAAGAUCGACAAGUAAACGUGGUCAGGAAUAUAGAGAACUUUUAGGAGAGGUAGAAGAAUUAAGAGCAUCAGAGAGAAAUUUACGUGUUCGUGUUAAAAGUUUAACAAAUGAGUUAGCAAUAUAUAAAAGAGAUAGAGCCAAGGUAGGUCAACGAUCGUUUCGACCAGCAUCAAGAGAAAGAUCGGGAGAGCGAUUUCCAUCUAUAGGAACUAACAGAUCGUUGUCACGGGAACGACCUCCAGCUAGGGGUAGGUCAACGUCUAGAGAUAGACCAUCAUCAGCUCCCAAUAGAAGUCGAUUAAGUGACAGAUCUCCAGGAAAUAGCUUUAUGUCCAGCAGAAGUCGUAUCAGUGAUAAAUCACCUGUUAGUCAAAGAAAUUAUAGAAGUCGUACUCCAUCUCCAGCAGGUAGUAGAGGUUCAAGAUUUGAUCCAUCAGCAUAUGUGAAGGAAAAGGAAAGGUUAAUGAAAGAAGCAAAAUUAAAAGCGGCUCGUCAGAAUCGUUCUAAUAUAUCUGGAGGUUCGGCUAGAUUAAGACCAUCACCCAACAGAAAUAAUAACAGUCAAUCAUCAGUAACAGGUAGAAAUAGAUCCAGAAAUUCAUCAUUAGGUAGUCAAGGUGAUUUUAGUGAUACAGGUGCCACAUCAGAUUCUUCCACACAAAGAUAUAGUAAACGCAGCAAUUCAAGAUCUAAAACCAGAACUAGUCGAACAAGCACAUAUUUAACUAGUCCAAAUAUGGGACGAAGUAAUAAAGAAAGGCAUACAACUUCCAGAAAACCAAGAGUUCUAGCUAGUACACCAGAAUCUGAUUGUGGUCGAACUAAAUCCGUUAGAAACAAAGACAUACCAGACAAAGAAUAUGGUCGAAGACGAACAACUAGGAAAAAGGGGGAUUAUACAGAUAGUACAUCAGAUAAAGAAGAUGAUGAUUUGAAUUGUUCAGAUGAAAUUAGUGAAAUAGAUGACCGGUUAAAUCGUUUACAAGAAUUAAUGAAAACAAGUUUAGGUUGAUGGAGAAACAGUAAUCUGUCAAAAUAUUACAUUCACAUUUAUACUGACUAUUAGAAGUCUUAAAACAUUUUCUAGACAUUUUAGAAGUUGUUAAUGGCAAAAAUACUUCUUCUCAGACAUUACUGGUGAUGCAGACAUCCAUUAAAGAGAUAAUCACACAUGUGUGCAUGCAUUUGGUUAAUUAAUCAAAUUAUUAUUUGUAAGUUGAAUACCAAGUUGAAUUUUGAGUUUUUAAAAUAUAUAAGUUUGAAAACAUUUGUUCGAUUUACAUUGGCAUUCUCUGAACUGUAAUUUUACUACUGGUAGAAUGAAGAUAUAUAUAUUAUAUAUAUAUAUAUAUAAUUGAAAUUAAAGAUGGCAAAAUAAAACUACAUUUUUAUGCUAAC
Patella vulgata (common limpet) is the source of this 2415-nucleotide messenger RNA. Its product is annotated as centrosomal protein CCDC61. The transcript is spliced from 17 exons. Gene Ontology annotation, cellular component: centrosome. The record is from RefSeq and is a predicted model, not a curated record. Bases 293 to 2029 code for a protein of 578 amino acids. NCBI's taxonomy places the organism in Eukaryota, Metazoa, Mollusca, Gastropoda, Patellidae.